This is a messenger RNA of Populus euphratica (Euphrates poplar), 892 nucleotides long. RefSeq names its product 60S ribosomal protein L11. The record is from RefSeq and is a predicted model, not a curated record. Gene Ontology annotation, cellular component: ribosome. The transcript has 5 exons. Bases 109 to 657 code for a protein of 182 amino acids. Gene Ontology annotation, molecular function: structural constituent of ribosome. Gene Ontology annotation, biological process: translation. Lineage: Eukaryota; Viridiplantae; Streptophyta; Magnoliopsida; Malpighiales; Salicaceae.
AGUGGGUGUCCCUCACUUAUAUUUAAUCUUCCUGUAGAAACAAGUUCCACAGCCUUUCCUCCUCCUCCUCUGCCUCCAUCGAACCAGCCAAGCUCACACACCAUCACAAUGGCUUCAGAGAAGAAGCUAUCAAACCCAAUGAGAGAAAUCAAGGUCCAGAAGCUGGUCCUCAACAUCUCCGUCGGUGAAAGCGGAGACAGGCUCACUCGUGCCGCCAAGGUGCUCGAACAACUCAGUGGCCAAACCCCGGUGUUCUCGAAAGCUAGGUAUACUGUGAGAUCUUUUGGGAUUAGGCGUAAUGAGAAGAUAGCUUGCUAUGUGACUGUGAGGGGAGACAAGGCUAUGCAGUUGCUUGAGAGUGGGUUGAAGGUGAAGGAGUAUGAGCUUUUGAGGAGGAACUUCAGUGACACUGGGUGCUUUGGUUUCGGCAUCCAGGAGCACAUUGAUCUUGGAAUCAAGUAUGACCCUUCCACUGGUAUUUACGGCAUGGACUUCUAUGUUGUUUUGGAACGUCCUGGGUACCGUGUUGGUCGUCGUCGCAGGUGCAAGUCACGUGUUGGCAUUCAUCAGAGAGUUACAAAGGAUGACGCGAUGAAAUGGUUCCAGGUCAAAUAUGAAGGAGUCAUCCUUAACAAAUCCCAAAAUAUUGGAUCUUAGAUCUUUUCCUGACUUUUUUAAGUUUAAAGCUUGGGAAGUCAACCUUUGGCAGGUUUUUAUGUACCUGGAGUUAUAAUUUUCGUCUAGAAUUUCUUGAAGUGGUAGAGAAUCUGAAGCUCUAUGUUUUUGUGUUCUUGUGUCGCAGCUUGUGUUUUUAUCAAUAUAAUUCUGUUCGAUUAUGCAGAUAUCAAGCAUCCAGUAUUCCCAAUCAAAAUCAAUGUGGUUUGUUUGUCUA